CAAAACAUUACAGUCUUUAGUCCUGUGAAUGCAAGUGUCAUCGAAAUUUAACUAUAAUGAGCUCCAUUGGAACUGGGUAUGAUCUGUCAGCAUCUCAGUUUUCACCUGAUGGCCGUGUUUUUCAGGUGGAAUAUGCCCUCAAGGCCGUAGAAAACAGCGGAACCGCUAUUGGCAUUCGAGGGAAGGAUGGUGUUGUGUUUGGAGUUGAAAAGCUGGUUUUGUCCAAACUCUUUGAAUUUGGAGCAAACAAGAGAAUAUUUAAUAUAGACAGACAUGUUGGAGUGGCUGUUGCUGGUUUACUUGCUGAUGCCCGUCACAUGGUAGAAUCAGCCCGGGAUGAAGCCACAAACUACAGAUACAAUUAUGGCUCAUCAAUACCACUCAAAUACCUCACAGACAGAGUGUCCAUGUUAGCCCACGCAUAUACCCUGUACAGCUCGGUGCGGCCCUUUGGGGCAAGCGUUAUCCUAGGCUCGUAUGAAGAGGACGGUCCUCAUAUGCAUGUCAUUGACCCCUCGGGAGUCUCUUGGGGUUACCAUGGCUGCGCUAUCGGGAAGGCAAAGCAAGCAGCAAAGACAGAAAUUGAAAAACUAAAGAUGAAAGAAAUGUCUAUACGUGACCUGGUGAAAGAAGUUGCCAAAAUAAUCUACAUUGUACAUGAUGAAGUUAAAGAUAAAAACUUUGAGUUGGAGUUGAGUUGGGUUGGGGAAAUGACAGGAGGUAAACAUGUGUUAGUGCCAGAUGAUGUAAAGGCAGCAGCAGAGAAGUAUGCCAAGGAUUCUCUUGAGGAAUCUGAUGACUCUGAUGAUGAAGACUUGUAGCUGUUGUCACAUUGAAUAUUUGAGAAGAUUGCGGAAUUGGAUGGACUUUGCCACCUGUUUGUGUCUGGUUAGGUUAUGAGAUGAUACAGAAUGUGGACAUUCCUAUACUCACCUCUCAACAGUACACACCUGUGCCACACCUGUGCUACCAUUGAUUGAGUGGAACAGAGGAUUGAACAAAGAAAACUUGUCCGAGACCACAGGUUAUGCCUCAUAUGACUCUGGAGACAUUCACCAUCUUGAUGUGUGUUCAGCUGACAAUUACUUGGGACUACAUGGAUCAUUUUGACGAAAUUUUUCAGUUGUAUCUUCAUAUUCAUUGCACACCAAAUUAGAAUAUGUGCGUCAUAAAUAUAAUUUAAGAAAAAUCA
Molecule: messenger RNA, 1192 nt
Organism: Liolophura sinensis
Lineage: Eukaryota; Metazoa; Mollusca; Polyplacophora; Chitonida; Chitonidae
Product: proteasome subunit alpha type-3-like
Exons: 11
Coding region: 57-821 (254 amino acids)
Biological process (GO): ubiquitin-dependent protein catabolic process
Cellular component (GO): proteasome core complex, alpha-subunit complex; proteasome core complex
Source: RefSeq, a predicted model, not a curated record